Molecule: messenger RNA, 2555 nt
Organism: Alosa alosa (allis shad)
Lineage: Eukaryota; Metazoa; Chordata; Actinopteri; Clupeiformes; Clupeidae
Gene: syap1
Product: synapse associated protein 1
Exons: 10
Coding region: 291-1391 (366 amino acids)
Cellular component (GO): cytoplasm; synapse
Source: RefSeq, a predicted model, not a curated record
GUGCACGUCUCUGGAAAUCUUGGUCAAGUUGGUUUUCUGUCACGACCACAGUUCAGUGACCAAGGCAGAGAGAGAGAGACCAUGGAGACCAGGGACGCCGUUUUCAUGGCAACCGAGGGACGGCGAGCAAAGGCGUCCAAAUAACGAAAUGGACUGAAAACGCGGAAGUGAAUGGUGAUGACGUUCGAUGUUUAGCUGCCACAAAAAGCUGAUCAUGGCGUAAUGUUGGUGUAUGUCUGGUGAAAACAGUAGCGUUUUUCCUAACCAAAGCAAGCUCCUUUCAGCUCAAAAUGUUCAAAGGUUGGGGUACGUGGCUAGGCCUCGAUGGUGCCACAACACCGUCAGAAGGGGUUGAUCAACCCACUGAUGUUGUCGAAAAAGAGAGAGAAACUUCACCUGAUGUGCUGGACAGCGAGGUAAACAAGGAAAAUUCAAAUGUAACGUUAGACGAGGAAGGUGAAAACGGUGACCAACAACUCUUGCAACAAACAAAGGGGUUUAGUGGUUACAUUCUCAACUUUGCCAGCAGUGCAACCAAGAAAAUAACUGAGUCUGUAGCGGAGACAGCUCAGACGAUCAAGAAAAGUGUAGAAGAGGGGAAAAUUGAUGGCAUUAUUGAUAAGACCAUACUGGGAGACUUUCAAAAAGAGCAACAGAAGUUUGUCCAAGAGAAGAAUGCAAAAAGGAGUGAUGUUGCUGUUCCACCGUGGGUUGGUUACAAUGAGGAGGAAACCAUUCAGCAGCAAAUAUUGGCCUUAUCAGCUGACAAGAGGAAUUUCUUGAGGGAUCCCCCUGCUGGGGUUCAGUUUCAUUUUGAGUUUGAUCAGAUGUUCCCUGUUGCCUUGGUAAUGCUGCAAGAAGAUGAACUGUUGAAUCGGAUGCGCUUUGAUCUUGUCCCCAAACAUGUGAAGGAGGAGGUCUUCUGGAGAAAUUACUUCUACCGUGUGUCGCUGAUAAAGCAGUCUGCUCAACUCACUGCGUUGGCAGCCCAACAGCAGGCUGCAGAGAAGCGCCAAGAAGAGAAGACUGAAGACACCGCAGAUGGAGACAUGCCAGAAACCAUCAGACCGAAAACCCCUCCCACUACCAUCAACGCCAAGCCAAAGUCAAAUGAGGAUGAAGAAGAGAUCAUUUCUACCAGCCCAGGAGUGUCUGAGUUUGUGAGUGAUGCCUUUGAUGCAUGCAACAUUGACCAGGAGGACCUGAGGAAAGAGAUGGAGCAACUUGUGCUGGACAAGAAGGAUGAGGCGGCUCCUCAGGAUGAGGAGACUGCUGAUUGGGAACGCGAGCUCCAACAGGAGCUCCAAGAAUACGAGGUGGUAGCUGACGCCGAGAACAGAGAUGACAACUGGGACAAGGAGAUCGAGGAGAUGCUGCAGGCGGAUGAGUAAGCUAGAGGCAAUAUUCUCUCAUUGCCCUGCUGUGGGAGAAAGUCAUGACGGACCAGAUGAAUCAGCCAUUUCCAACUCUGAAGAAACUUCCGGAAGACCAUUUCACUGAGGUCGCUGGCUUUCGAAAAAAGCCAUUCUUAGCCCUGUUGAGAAUAUGAAAGGAGAAUGAUACAUUCAUGUUUUGGAAAAGCUUAACAUAUGAAGGAGGUCUGUAAGGUUAUUUUGUUCCAGAGCUGAACAGUCCUGAAAAGAAAAAAACCCUCUGUCAGUGUGUGAAGGUUCAUGGAGAUAGAUGUCCGAUGUGCAGUGCCAAACUGCUAUUGUAAACUGACAAUAUUAGGAAUCUGUUAGCAGAUUUGAAAGUUACCUUUUACUGUACAUUCAUCUCUCUUAGAAGAGAAAAUUAUGUAGUUUUAUUUUCCAGCCCCCGUCUCGUCUCGUUGUGCAAUCUGCAGGGAUGUUUAUUCUUGAGACGUUUAUUUAGUGAUUGUAAUGUUGAAGACACAAAUUUGUUGUAAACCUUCUGUGCUUUUGUGUUUUCAGAUUCACACAUCUCAGCAGCACCACUUAAGAUCAGACUUGUUGAAGUCAACCAACAUUGAUUAGCAUAUGCAGUGGUGUGGUCUGUUUGUCUUCAGGUGGUACUUCUGGACAUGAAUUUACUUUGGCUAAGCACACUAAAAUGAGUUGGAGGAUGUAUUAUUAUUACAGCCAAUGGGUCUUUCCAUCAAUCGUGGGACCUUUUAGUGUCUUUCUCUUUGUAAUGCGGAUACUGUAUCAUUUGGUAAUGGCAUACUCAUGUUUAAAUUUAAAGAGUUGCAUCUUCAGUCGGAUUGAGUGGGAUGUUUUUAUUACUUUGUGCUCUUAUUAAAUCAUCGGUCUUUUAAAGGUUUAUGUAUAUUAUUUCUCUAGUCGAGUAUCUAAAUGGACAUUCUUGACAUAUUGCAAAAUGUUAAAAUGUAAUGAAAUGGAUUAGAAAGAAACUUAAUAGAAUUCCCUUCUAUAAGAAGACUUAUAAGAUAAGAUCACACCCUUAUUAGUAGAGACUAUGUUACCUAUGGAACACAUUUUCAUAUAUUGUUUGACCAAGCUGAUGCUUGUUUUACUUUACAAUGCUGUUAGCUAUGCUACUGUUAAACAAAAUAAAGACAUUGCCUUUCAGCA